Molecule: messenger RNA, 1812 nt
Organism: Funneliformis caledonium
Lineage: Eukaryota; Fungi; Glomeromycota; Glomeromycetes; Glomerales; Glomeraceae
Source: the annotation of a GenBank genome assembly
AUGGAUCCAAAAACAUUCACGAUUCCUCCUCCUAAAGAUAUGCAUGACUACUUUUCAUCAGCUCCUUUCACAACCCGCACGUUCAUCGAGUUUCUGCGCCGGCUCGAUUUAGAGCAGAAACUAAGAAGUGCUGAACAGGGAUCGAUCCACGGAAUUUACACGAAACUCCUGAAUUCUUUGAGCGAAAACCAAGAUCUACCACAAUUCGCUCGGGAUCAUGCAAAAAGGUUGAUGAAAGAGCUAUCUUCCAAGGAAACCGUUUCAUUUUGGGAUUCGAUAGUAGAACGUGAAAAACGUCGCGCCGUCGAGGAACAUGAUUACAAGUUGCUUGAACAAGUUCGAAACAAACAUGUCACAAUUGGUGGUUCUGACGUUGUUAGAGUGCAAAAAGAAUAUAAGGUAGACGAAGAAUCAUCGGAAGCUUCUACAGAGAAAAAGCGAAAAGACGAGGAUGACGCGACAUCGACACCACCCACAAAAAAGUCUAGGUCAGACUAUGAAUCUUCAUACUCGCCAUCUUCAUCCGAAAUGGAAAGACUACCUUCGCUAGCAACUGAUUCGGUUUUUGAUAAUGACGAUGAUGAAAGGGAUGUUCCUCAAUUAUCUGAUGACGAUAGUGAAGAAAAAGAAGAGCUGGAAUCUGAUGACGAAGGAUCAGAUAUUAUUAUCAACGAAAAUAUUCUAUCCAUUGCCAAAGCAGUCAAAUCCAAUAACUCAGAAUGGAAGUUGUCAAGCGGAGAACUCAUUAGUAAUGUCCUCUCACAAAAAACACUAAUGGUUAUAGAGAAUUCUAAAAAUAAAAGACUGACCGCUUUUACAGCAAGUGUCGUUAGUAGGCUUGGACUGUCUUCCAUCGUGGAUUUGACAUCUGAAUUUCAAAACGGCAUGUAUACCUGGUUUGGAGAAGAAUGGCCUAUCCUGAAACAAAAAGCAAGAAGUAGAAUUAACAUGCUACCAAUGAAAUUUGAAGGCCGUGUUCUUGAAAGCAUUGAGAAGAUUGAAGACUUAUGUUUAGAGUAUCGAUAUUGGGAUGUGCGAGAAUAUUUAUUAGAGCAAAUGAAAGAUCGUUCGGCUACGAAAUUCUAUCUUCAAAUAAUGAAAAUAUAUUUCACGAUCAUGGAUAUGUUCCUUAAUGAUCCGUACAUCUUUGUAGAUGAAGAUGGUAAAGGAACUAAGCUAACGGAGAUGGAAUAUGUUUUAAAAACAGUCGCACCCGUGAUGGACAUUGUAUUUUCAGACGUCAAUAAUAUUGUCAAGCUUCGAUGGGGGGAAACUGUCUCGAAGGCCAGUACUGCACUCAGGAAAAUAGAUUUGAGGAUUGAAACUCGAAGGAAAUGCAUAGAACUCAGCCAUACUGAAUGUGCCCGAGCACCAACACCUGCUAAAAUUGUUCGUGAUCGAAGUAAGAUUCUACGUACCAACAAAUGUAUUCUUGAUAAAUAUUUGAGACGGAAUUUGUCUGACCAAGAUGUUGAAAAUUCGGCAGUGUUUGCAUUUCAAUUUGCUGGAUUAUAUGGUCAACUUCUUGCUGUGGAUUUGUUUGAUAAUGGUCUGUAUUUUGGUUUGGAAGGACCAGACUUCAAGUUUCCUUCGCAAUUACCUAAUAUCAAACCUCUGCGCCAAACAUUAGAGGAACGCAUAAUCCAGAAGGUUACUGUUCUGUCACAAUUCGACACACAAUUCGACACACAAAUAAACCCAUAUAAAAAAGUUUUCCAUAUUGUUGAUGAGAAGCAACCGGAACCAAAACAUAAAAAGAUCAAAUUCAUUAGAUCAACAUAUUUCACGCCACGAGGACGCAAUCAAAAAUGA